AUGGUAACAAGUCCUACCAUGACUGACCGUGAGAGGGAGGGCAUGGUAACAAGUCCUACCAUGACUGGCCGUGAGAGGGAGGACAUGGUAACAAGUCCUACCAUGACUGGCUGUGAGAGGGAUGACAUGGUAACAAGUCCUACCAUGACUGGCCGUGAGAGGGAGGACAUGGUAGCAAGUCCUACCAUGACUGGCUGUGAGAGGGAUGACAUGGUAGCAAGUCCUACCAUGACUGGCCGUGAGAGGGAAGACAUGGUAGCAAGUCCUACCAUGACUGGCCGUGAGAGGGAGGACAUGGUAGCAAGUCCUACCAUGACUGGCUGUGAGAGGGAUGACAUGGUAGCAAGUCCUACCAUGACUGGCCGUGAGAGGGAAGACAUGGUAGCAAGUCCUACCAUGACUGGCCGUGAGAGGGAAGACAUGGUAGCAAGUCCUACCAUGACUGGCCGUGAGAGGGAGGACAUGGUAGCAAGUCCUACCAUGACUGGCUGUGAGAGGGAUGACAUGGUAGCAAGUCCUACCAUGACUGGCCGUGAGAGGGAAGACAUGGUAGCAAGUCCUACCAUGACUGGCCGUGAGAGGGAGGACAUGGUAGCAAGUCCUACCAUGACUGGCCGUGAGAGGGAGGACAUGGUAGCAAGUCCUACCAUGACUGGCUGUGAGAGGGAUGACAUGGUAGCAAGUCCUACCAGGACUGGCCGUGAGAGGGAAGACAUGGUAGCAAGUCCUACCAUGACUGGCAGUGAGAGGGAAGACAUGGUAGCAAGUCCUACCAUGACUGGCCGUGAGAGGGAAGACAUGGUAGCAAGUCCUACCAUGACUGGCCGUGAGAGGGAAGACAUGGUAGCAAGUCCUACCAUGACUGGCCGUGAGAGGGAAGACAUGGUAGCAAGUCCUACCAUGACUGGCCGUGAGAGGGAAGACAUGGUAGCAAGUCCUACCAUGACUGGCCGUGAGAGGGAAGACAUGGUAGCAAGUCCUACCAUGACUGGCCGUGAGAGGGAAGACAUGGUAGCAAGUCCUACCAUGACUGGCCGUGAGAGGGAAGACAUGGUAGCAAGUUCUACUAUGACGCCUUCAAGGCAACAAUUAUAUUAUUUCUAA
Molecule: messenger RNA, 1104 nt
Organism: Procambarus clarkii (red swamp crayfish)
Lineage: Eukaryota; Metazoa; Arthropoda; Malacostraca; Decapoda; Cambaridae
Source: RefSeq, a predicted model, not a curated record